This is a messenger RNA of Vanessa atalanta (red admiral), 3073 nucleotides long. RefSeq lists its product as uncharacterized. The transcript has 2 exons. NCBI's taxonomy places the organism in Eukaryota, Metazoa, Arthropoda, Insecta, Lepidoptera, Nymphalidae. The record is from RefSeq and is a predicted model, not a curated record. The coding region runs from base 120 to 1616 and encodes 498 amino acids.
GUGAUGCAGUCAGUUGUUGUUAUUACAAUUUUUAGUUCAAUUUUGUUCAAUAGUAGAUAGUUAUAAUCCAUUAAUAGCCGAUUAUAGUCAAAAGUUAAUUUACAUGUUGAUUUAUAUAAAUGAAGACUCCGCGUAAGCCUCCCGGCAGCAUAAUGAGGAAAUAUUAUCAGCUGAUUCUUGUUGUUGUAUGUUUUAUAAGUAUUAUAACACUUUUAAUAUAUCGUCACGAAUACUAUCGGCUUCGAUAUGUAUUAGAAGUGCUUAAUUUUUUUGGGAAGCCAGGCUUGUCUGAAAUUGAGUUUUGCGGUCCCGGCUUUAAUGCGACCAUGCUGUCUGAAAUACUUCGUAAUUCUUCAAUGGAGGUGCGUGAGACUCCACCUUUAUUCCAAGAAAUCGAUGAAAACUUUUAUUCCUAUUCGUCCUUCCUACGAUCUUACAAUAAAUACGAUAAACUUUCGCCUUCAAAUCCGCAUGUUAUAGACACGAUCGUCAUCGGUAAAGCCGAUGUGACGCCGAAAUACCGAUGUAAUAUUUGGCUUGAAAAUAAUACCAAGCCUAAAGCAGGCCGAUUCAACUAUAAAUUAGUGUCUGAUACUAUAAAUAAUUAUCGUUUAUACAUAUUUGAAUGUACAUUGAGCAAAAAUUUAGGAAAACCAAGAGGCAUAAGUUUCUAUGUUAAUGAUUACAAUGUAAACCCUAUGCAUGCUCCAAUCAAUAAAAUGAUUCAAGUUAAUACGAAAAGGAAGCCCAGGGAGAGAAGCAAUAUAAAAUUUGUGAAUAAUAUUGAGCCUGCAAUAUGCAUCAUACCAAAUCGCAUACCAAUAGUAUCGAGAGAUGAAUUUAUUGAAUUCCUAGUAUUUCACCAUUUAAUCGGAGUUGAUUAUUUUACUAUUUACGACAGCAUGAUAUCCGAGGAUGUUAUAAGAAGACUGAAUUUGUUUCCUUCUGAUAUAACACAGUGGGAAAUUCAAUUUUAUCCAUUGAAUUAUCCAUUCUUAUUUUCAAAAUCAUAUGACAUUGUGAGGAAUGCAAUUGAACUGGACUGUUUAUUCAGGCACUUCAGAUAUGAUAAAGAGGAAACAGAUAAAAUAAGCCAUGUUGCUGUACUUUCUUGGGAUGAAUUUUUAGUACCCCGAGUUCAUAAUAACUUUAAAGAUGUUUUAGACGAUUUUGAUCCAACAAGAUCACUACGAACCUAUGUUGUUGAACCUUUAAUGUUUUGCUUGAACCAAAAUGAUGAUGAUAAUGCUGAAAUAGGAUAUCCGGAUAUAACAAAGAAAACUCAUUAUUACACAAUGCCUCAAGACAAAACUCCGAUAAAAAUAAGAAACUUUGAUACUAUGACUUCAUUUGAUGAUCUCUUUAAUCUAACAUCCAGUAUUAAGGAUAUACCUUUAGACUUACUAGGAGCACAUAAGUAUAGUGUAUGUAGAGAUAGCAAAAAAUUCCACCCAGAAGGCUACAAUGAAACAGAAAUGCAGGUGUUCCCGCACAAGUUUGAAGGGGCGAUGCUUAAAUUUGGUCAACCUUUAGUAAGCAAUAAAAUUUAUAGAUUGUAUAGAUCGGGCCAAAUUUGGGAUAAAAGUUAUAAUGACAAUGUCAGAGAUAUGUUAUAAGGACGGCUACUAAUCAAUAUGCUAUUAUGUCCCGUGCAUAAAAUAAAAAAUGCCACAAUGUUUAUAAGUGAAUAGAAUUUAAACAAAAUAGUAUUAUAUACAAAUUAACAUUUAUUACAGUGUGUUAAAUGUGUUGUGCAUUUGUUUAUUAAUUUGUUAUAUCACAAUGUUUUUCAGGGACUGUUGGUUAGAAACAAAGAGAAUGUGUGCCUUUUUAAAAGAUGAGGGUAGUUAGCUAGUUUUAAUCCAAUUUGUAUGUUUUAAAUUCAGUAAAAUUUAUUAGUAUAGGGACCAUUAAUUCAUCGGACAUACUGCCAAGAUAUAGUAUAAUGUAGUCUUUGUUUUUAUAAACAUAGAAAGGCAGGCGAAGAUGAACUAGCAAUGAAGUCUGUAGAUCACCUUAGUAGUAGUACCUUCAUUAAUAGACAAUUAUGGUGGUAUGGUAGGUCGACAGCUGUAACUGACAAUGCCAAUAUUAUGCAAUGGAAUAAUUUUUACACUUGCCUUAUAUAUUUAAAUUUGAACACAGCAGUGGAACUGAUGAAUCAUUUAAUGAGCCAUUUGAGUACUAUAACUCUAUUGGCACCAAAUAUCACCAAUGGGAAGUUUUGAAUUGAAAUAAGCUAUAAAUAUUUAAUCUACUCAUGUGUGGCUUGGCCAUCAUUAAUUUCAGCUUAAUAAAAAAAAACAUAAGUAAUUUUUUUAUUUUUAAUAUUGAAUUUAAAUUAAAACUGAUCUUGCUUUGAACACAGAAUGCCUGAUUAUACAGAUUAUAAUGUAGUUAUACCCUGUACAAGAUAUCUUGAUCUUUUUGACAGAUGUAAAUUUUUCUGAUCGAAAUAACUUUGCAAUAACGAACAUAUUUUCUUAAUUUAAUGAUUUUAAAAAUUGUAAAUAAUUUUAAAAAUACAUGUAAUACAAAAGUUCCUAAAGAUUCAAGCAAUAUCCGAAAAUUUGAAGAUCUUUUCUAUUAUAUAUAUAUUUUCUAUUAUUGCUUCAAAGUAAUGUAAUACAAUAAGUACAUUGUUACAUCGAUCGGACGGUAGGGACGCGAAUAACAGACAGUAAAUGCUACAAAUAUCGAUUACAAAAAUACCCUCCUUAUUAAAGAUCAUUGUUAAGUUUCAUUAAGUUUUGUUAAGUUACGAACGUGGGUACCUUUUGGUUGGGGUCUCUUUGGCUAGUGGUUGGGAUCUCUUUAGCUGGUAUCCUAAUUUGAAUUACGCAUUCCAUCGUUCCAUCGACUGUAAUAUAUGUUAUAUUUUCUGUAUCUCAUCAUUAGCCAGUCUGUCAAAAAGAUCUAGCUAACUUGAUCAGGGUAUAGUAGAGAGUAUGACAGUUGUCUCAAUUCAAUUAAUCUAGUCCAAGUGGUGUAUGAUUGCAGGUAUAUUUUUUUUGUAAUGUUCGCUAAUGUUUUUCACACUAUGAACCAAUUAAAGGUUGUUGUAUUAUUGUAA